Messenger RNA from Neocloeon triangulifer, 1100 nucleotides. It is a transcript of the gene MED27, whose product is annotated as mediator of RNA polymerase II transcription subunit 27. Gene Ontology annotation, cellular component: mediator complex. Gene Ontology annotation, biological process: regulation of transcription by RNA polymerase II. The transcript is spliced from 6 exons. The record is from RefSeq and is a predicted model, not a curated record. NCBI's taxonomy places the organism in Eukaryota, Metazoa, Arthropoda, Insecta, Ephemeroptera, Baetidae. Gene Ontology annotation, molecular function: transcription coactivator activity. The coding region runs from base 89 to 1006 and encodes 305 amino acids.
UACUCUUUUGCGUUGCGCUUGGUUUUGCGGCUAAAAAACAAAGAGGACGAAAAACGUAAAAUUGUCUUAAUUUUUACUCAUUUUCGCCAUGGAUCUACAACUUGAUGCGCUGAACGAAGCCCUGAAAGCGGUCAAGACGCUCAGGUCGAGCGUGGGAAACUUUUUUGUGACCCUGAGCCAGGGCGUACGGUCAGACCAUGGAGAGGACAACAAGGAGACGAAAUUUAUUUUGGAGCUGCAGGACCUCAUCUCCGAAGUCAACUCGCACAUGAGGAGAGUGGAUCAAACAUGCUCGUGUUUGGCUCCGGCCCCUGAAGGACUGUACAAUUUGGGGAACACUGCCCUUUUGGCCCAGGAAACCACUCAAGAUCGCCAAGCCCUUUACAGUGAAUUGGUUGAAAGUUACAAAUGGACUGACAAACUGCACGACUGCUCCAACUUGACAGUGUCGUAUCUGCAGCAGAAUGUGAUGAAAAGAACUUACGUGAAUGCUGCAGGCAAUGCUAAACGAAGGAGAUACACCCCCAGUAGCCACAAUGUACCUCCUCAGACGGUGGAUAAUGUGAUUGCAUCGGUGGACAGACUCUUUUCGGACAUGACCCUGACUGUAACUAGGCCGUACGCCACAAAUGCAAUUCUUCAAAUCACCCUCGGAAGAAGUCUGAAGGCCGUGGUUGCUUUCAAAGGUCUGAUGAUUGAAUGGGUGCUUGUUAAGGGGUACAACGAGGAUUUUGUCAGUGAAAAUGGCCAUCUUGACCUUUGGACUGAAUCUCGAUAUCAAGUUUUCCGUAAAAUCACAGACAAUGCCAAUGCCGCGAUGCUGCAUUUUUACUCACCAAUCCAUCCAGAUUUGGCUGUUCGUUCUUUCAUGACUUGGUUCCACAGUCUUAUGACUCUCUUCACUGACAGCUGUCGUAGAUGUGGAAAUCACCUCUUACUUGGCAUGCCACCAACUUGGAGAGACUUCCGAACACUUGAAGCUUUUCACGAGGACUGCAAACCAUAGAUUUUCUCAAUCAUAAGCUUAUCGCACUGUCGCACUCCAGCUUAAUUUGAUUACUGUUUUGUAAAUAAAUGUUAAAUCUUACCUUACAAGCAAA